UUGUGUGUUCUAGGCCUGUGUUUAUAAUGGCAGAUUCCAACACGUGUUUUGUGUGCGAUAAAGCAUUUCAGCUGCGAAAAACUUUAUACGCGCACAUCAGGAAAAUGCAUGAUGUAGAGCCAAAUACAGAAGGUACGAUUAAGUGCCCACAAGACGACUGUAGCCAUUCCUUAAAUACAUUGGCUUGUUUGAGAGCACAUGUGGAGGAAAAGCACAUGGUUCGAACUGCGGAUGAAAAGAUUGUAUUCCAGUCAAUGGACGACUUUCUAAAAUGGAAGUCCAAAGAGGAGAAGUUAGCGAGAUGUAGCUUUGUGAUGCAUGGUGGUGCGAAGCAUGUGAAGGGUGCCACCAAAAUCACUUAUGUAUGUCACAGGUCUGGGAUAUUCAUAUCUCGGUCAAAGGGCAAGAGGCUACUGAAGUCUCAAGGCAGUAACAAAAUGGGUGGCCACUGCACGUCUGCCAUUGAGGUCAGCCAAGAAAAAAAUGGAACGUGUACUUGUGUUUAUUUUAAAACACAUUUCGGCCAUGAACUGAAUAUUGGUUUUCUGCACCUUAGUAAAUCUGAAAGGGAGAUUAUUGCGGGUGAGUUCAACAUUAGAAUAAAUGUUUUUGCUACAGCAGUUUUUAUAAUUUUUAAGGCAAUGAAAUUUAGUUGCCUAUCUAGAAUCAACCUUGUGUAA
Schistocerca americana (American grasshopper) is the source of this 680-nucleotide messenger RNA. RefSeq lists its product as uncharacterized. The record is from RefSeq and is a predicted model, not a curated record. The coding region runs from base 27 to 680 and encodes 217 amino acids. Lineage: Eukaryota; Metazoa; Arthropoda; Insecta; Orthoptera; Acrididae. The transcript is spliced from 2 exons.